Molecule: messenger RNA, 2488 nt
Organism: Temnothorax curvispinosus
Lineage: Eukaryota; Metazoa; Arthropoda; Insecta; Hymenoptera; Formicidae
Gene: Arp8
Product: actin-related protein 8
Exons: 8
Coding region: 767-2482 (571 amino acids)
Biological process (GO): regulation of DNA-templated transcription; double-strand break repair
Cellular component (GO): Ino80 complex
Source: RefSeq, a predicted model, not a curated record
UCGUCAAUUGAUUUAAAAUAAAAAUAUCUGAUUGGUUGGUUCAGGGGAAAACUGCAGGCAUCGGGGGCUGUGAGUGGCUGUGGUCAAUCGCUAGACUACGACGGUCCUUACCCGCAACUUUCGGAUGUAAACAAUGGAAAACAUAACCUAAUAACCUAACCUAUUUCACAGGCUGAAAUAUCUCGCGAAAAGGUGGCAGAUUUGUUUAAAAGAAACUGGAACAACCAGUUGGAGACACGGCAAUAAGUUUAAUCUUAUCCCGAACAUUUAAAAAACUAAUUUAUCUUGCGUUCUUUAGUUAAAGAACAUUAGUGUGAAACCUCUAAAAAGUUAACCUAAAAGCUGGACUUUUCAAUAAGAGAAAUAAAAGAGUAAUAUAAAUGCAAUUAGAAAAAGAAAGCACACGAAGUCAUUAGUAAGAAGAGAACAAAGAACUGGAUGUGCCAAAAGCCGAAGAACAAGUAUUCGGUAUUGAUGGAACGUUAAAAAAUAUUCCCAUUUAAAAAAUCCAUCACUCAAAUGUCAUUGAUGAUGUUUCAUGAAAGGAUGUUAAUAUUUCGCACGCGAUGUGAAAUAUCGCCAUGGGCUAAGUAACGCUUUCUGAAAUUUUCCGCAAGAAAACUGAAAUAGAACAGAGGAAGAUACGAAGAGAAAAAUAUACUAACACUGAUAUACAUGUACCGUACUGGAUUAAAAGGGAAUAGCUUCAUACAAGAGGAGGAAUAAAAGUAAAGCGAGGAAACUUUGAUUAUUAUUGCAAUAUCGAAUGUCAACCAAGAUGCCAGUUUAUCAAGAGGCUGAACAAAUCCAAGCGCAGACGAUUAUUGUUAUCCACCCGGGCUCGAUGUAUCUUCGUAUGGGCCGUGCUUCUGACUUGAAGCCCAUUACGUUGCUACACGCCGUCGCAAGGAGACGUUUGUCAAAUGGAACAAAAUACAAGGAUAGUCUCUUACCUCCAACCGUGACACUGACAAAGGAGCUAACACAAGCGAUGGAAGAGUCUCGGUUGCAAGUGUCCCAUACGCUGCAGUCCUGCUUGCAGUCCGACGGUAGUCGAAGAUAUGCUACACCUCCGCAGCAAAUAGCCGCUUUCAAUCGUAGAUCUAGUCCAGAAAUCUCCUCUCCCGGUAACAUGAAGUGGACAACGACCGAUCGUGAUAUAGUUGUCGGUGACGACAUCCUGUCGUUAGAUCCAGAGGAGGAGUGCAAUUUUAAUGUCCAUUUUCCAUACAGAAGAGGGGAGCUUAAUAUACAUUCGAAUACGGGUGGCAGCAUAACGGCUGUCAUGGCAGAUUUAAAGACCAUCUGGGAAUAUGUGCUAGCUGAGAAGUUGGAUAUUCCUUUGAAAGAUUUAAAGCACUAUCGCGCCGUGCUUGUUAUACCUGAUAUUUAUCAUCGACCAUAUCUAAAGGAAUUAACAACGCUGUUGUUGGACGAGAUUGGUUUUGGACGCUGCAUUUUAUUGCAAGAUCAUGUAGGCGCGAUGUUUGGAGCGGGUUUGGGCUACGCAUGUAUAGUAGAUGUUGGGGCUCAGAAGAUAUCGGUAUCCUGCGUGGAGGAUGCAAUCUCUCAUAAGGAUACGCGUGUGCGUAUGGAUUACGGCGGCGCAGAUGUCACACAGACGUUUUUCUGGCUCUUACAGAAAUCCGCAUUUCCGUACAAAUCGUGCGAUUCUAUCAACAAGUUGGACGCGCUGCUCUUGGAGCAGCUAAAGAUUGAUUUUUGUCACGUGGAUUUAAAUGUGUGUGGGUCACAGGAGAAAACCUUCGUUGUCAGAAAGCCGAAACAACAAACGGAAACGUAUACUAUGCAGGUUGGCGAUGAAUGUUUAAUAGCACCUUUGAGCUUGUUUCAACCUGAACUGUUCAGAGUUACUGGAACGCAUAAUGUUCAUGUUCAAAAACGAUCAUUAGGAGACCCGGAAGACCCUUACGAUGAGAAUUAUUUAAGAGAAACAAGUAGACGUGGGAUGAAAGAAACACUGGAUCAUUCGUCAGAAAUGCAAGAGGAGACGGCGGCUAUACCUGCAGCUGUAGGCGACGAUGAAGUUGUAGUUGACGCCGUUGGUGAUCCUGUACCUAGUUUGUCAAAUCGCGACUUAGACGCUCCCCGAGAUUUCGUGAUCCCGCAACAACUGUUGGGUCUUGAUCAAGCCAUAUUGCAGAGUAUCGAGCGAUGUCCUAACGAAGAUCUCAAAAGAAAAAUGUACAGUUGUGUGUUAGUCGUGGGAUCGGGCUUGAAAUUUAAAGGUAUCGGCAUGUGGCUUCGCAACCGAAUAUCUCUUCAAAUUCCUUACAUGUACAGGCCCGAACAACUAGAUAUUAUAACACAGCCGAAGGAUAUGGAUCCCGGUAUGACGACAUGGAAAGGCGCGGGGAUCUUAAGCUGUUUGGAAUCUGCUCAGGAAUUGUGGAUCACUCGAACCGAGUGGCAUCGCUGGGGCGUUAGAAUAUUAAGAGAAAGAUCUCCUUUCUUGUGGUAGAAAAUA